Thermothelomyces thermophilus ATCC 42464 is the source of this 6633-nucleotide messenger RNA. RefSeq lists its product as uncharacterized. The record is from RefSeq and is a predicted model, not a curated record. NCBI's taxonomy places the organism in Eukaryota, Fungi, Ascomycota, Sordariomycetes, Sordariales, Chaetomiaceae. Gene Ontology annotation, biological process: small GTPase-mediated signal transduction. Gene Ontology annotation, cellular component: plasma membrane; cytoplasm. Gene Ontology annotation, molecular function: guanyl-nucleotide exchange factor activity; small GTPase binding. The transcript has 2 exons. Bases 188 to 6556 code for a protein of 2122 amino acids.
AGCUCACCACGAGACCAUUCGACCAACGAGACGAGGUCGGACGAACCCGACAGCAGCGGCCCCCCCGACGCCAAAGGGGCUCGCGGUCUCCCUCGUGUCCCGGGUCGUCUCUCGAACCCGCCUGUGACAGCCGCAAGGACGCGACCGAAACCGACUCGAAAUCAUAGAUGCCGCCCGGUUGGCCACAAUGCCCUGGCAACCGCUGCCUCGCAUUGCCUUCGCCGUAGCGACAUUCCCCUUUGCCGCCUCCCACCCGGCCGACCUCCCCCUCGAGCUGGGCGACGAGCUCUACAUCAUCGAGGAGACCACGGAUGGCAACUGGCUCCGCGGAUACCUGGUGGCGCCGCCGAGCCUGCUGGCCGGCCUGACGAGCGUCAAAGGACAGACCCUCGAGGCUCGCGUGUUCAGCGGCAUCUUCCCCCGCAGCUGUGUCGAGAUCCGCGAGGUAUUGGGCGAAGGCGAUGAGAGCGAUUGUCAUGACGCAGAUAGCGAAGAUGCAUCCGAACCGACUCCAAAGCGCCCGGAAGAAGGUGACUCGGCAAAAAGCGGCAUAGAAGGAGCUAAUGGCGAGAAGAGGAAGCGGAAGGAUAGGACGAGGGGCUCGCCGACCAACGGUUGGAGGGAGCGUCCUGGCUCCCCGAACGGCGGCCCGGGUCGGUUAUCUGUGCCCGUAAAGCGCAACCCGGAUGCGCCACGCCCGCCCGCGCCUGUGCCCAUGCUCAAGAUUGGCGACGAGACCCCGACGUCGACUUCCGAGCCCCUCAUUGACGAGAUCGCGUCCUGCCUUCGAGAAUGGCAUUCGACCAACCUCCACGAGCUGCUCCUUUCCCGCCAGUAUGCCAAGCUCGACACCCUGUCCAAGCUCAUAUCCACUCUCAACUUAGCGAGGCAGCAGUUCCUGCACGACGUGCUGACCACGUGGGAAUAUGAGAUCCUCCGAGAGAAGACCGUCUGGGACCUGGUGCGCGUCAACAAGCUCUGCGGGGGCGAGGUGAUUGUGCGCGACCCGCACGAGCGCGGCCGGGUGCUCACCGGGGAUGACUCGGUCGUCGAGAUCACCAAGUUGCAGUCGGUCAUGAGCCUGCUGGACGAGACGCCGACCCACACGCCCGAACUCACCGCGCUUCACCACCUGUUGGUAGACAUCAAGGGCUUCGCCGGCGCAUCCACCGAGGCCACGACCCUGGUGCUCUACCUAGCCACCAAGACCGCCGGGGGACCCCUCACACCCCUAACCGAGAGCUACAUCGUCGAGAUACCCGCCGGCGGGCAGAUGGUUCACCUCGCCCGAAACAUGCAUAUGCGGACGCUCUUUGCCGGCUUGUCCGCCAGUGAAAUCGGGGAUGUCCCCUCUGUCGAGUCGGAGCUUUACCUGGUCGCCAAGAUCCGCGCGUCGCAGCCGGUCGUGAUUACCAAGCCCAGCUCGCGGUCCGGCAGCAACUCGGGGUCGGUCCCGCAGUUCUUCAAGGAUCACGCAAAGCCCCCGUUGUCCGCCGGAAGCAAGUCGGUGCGCAGAAGUCUGAUGUGGGCGGGCAAGAGCACGCGGUCCGCAUUUUCGCGGGGCAACGCCAGGCUCGACUCGUUGUCGGAGCAGCCAGAGGAGGAGGUCGCAUCACCAGCCACAGCAGGCGCCGAGAGCAUAGACGGAGCCCCCCCUAGCACGGCCAACUCCAAAGCGGGACGCGCAUCGGUGGAUGAGCACGCCGCCCAUACAGCCGACCGGACCGUCGGUGUCGGUGUGCUCAAGUUGAACUCGGUCAUGAAGCAAGAGGAAGAGGAGGUCGAGCACAUCGUGAGCAUAUGGGCGCCGUCUGCGAGGCACGCUCCCGAGAGGCAGGACGGUGAGGAGUGGGACCCGGUGCUGCGCGAGAUCAUGGACAGCAAGACUGGGUCCUAUGAGAAGUCGAGGAGGGCAGAGCGCCUGCAGGUGCAUCUGCGGGCGUUCAAUCAUCCGGAUGCAGAUGCCCUGAUUAAGGCGACCCCAACCGUGCUUUCUAACAUCUGCAAGACGAACAAGAUGGGCUUCUCGGGCGCCCCGACGAAGCCGCGGUCCGACAUCUACUUGACCAUUGAAGAGGCCGUCUUGACGCGGCAAACCUUGCUAUCCCGAUUCGGCGGAAGCCCGGCAGCGCUACCGAGCAGCCUCCACGCCAACAAUCUCCAGAUCACUCUCGAAGUGCGCAGGUCCAACGGCGAGCGCGUCGAGAGCUGCAUCUACCCGUCGUCCAAUGCCGAAGCCACCAGCGCAUGGAAAACCGUCGUCGCCGAGCGCGGCGAGCCGUGGCGACAGACGGUCAAACUCGUCCUCGCGCCCCAGGAUGUACAUCAGGGACACGUGGUGAUGCAUCUCGCGGACGCGCCGAAUCCGCCGUUUGCUGUCGCAUACAUGCCGCUGUGGGACCAGCAUGCCUUUAUCCGCGACGGGGCCCACGGUCUGCUGCUCUACCGGCUGGACGAGCACACGGCCACGGCCCAGGCUGGCCCUCAGGGCAAGGGCGGCUACCUGAACCUGCCAUUCUGCCUGCGGGGCAAGGAGGAGCAGCAGGCUGAGGUUACGGGGCCGCUCGCCAUGGUGCGCGUGGAGACCUACCUCUGCAGCACGAGGUUCUCCCAGGACCGGGUCGUCUUGGGACUGCUGGCCUGGAAAGAAUCCUCUCGGGAGGGGAUUCCGGUGCUCCUGAAGCAGUUCAUAUUCGUCCCCGAGAUCGAGGUCGUCAAGCUGUUGAACGAUGUGUUGGACGCGCUGUUCGGAAUCCUCUGCGAGUAUUCCGGCAAUGACGACUACGAGGAUCUCGUAUUCACCGCCCUCGUGAGGGUGCUGGACAUCGUCCACGACAGACGGUUCAACCUGGCCCCGCUGGUCGACCAGUAUGCCGAGAGCAGGUUCAACUACCCUUUUGCCACGCUCUGCCUAGUCAGGUCCUUCACCCGGCUUCUGUCGAAGCCUACCGAGCCCGAGACGGCGCGAAAACUCCGCGCCACCUUCAAGGUCGCGAGGCACAUCCUCAAGUUCAUCACGCACGCCCGGGGCCAGCAAAAGGCCAAGGAGUCCGGCAUCGGGAUCACAGGGUCGAAUCCGGGUUUCACGCGCCACCUCCGCGUCAUCUUCAAGGCGCUGGAUGCCAUGAUGCGCAGCUCGGCGCCCGUGCUCGUCGGCAGCCAAACCCUUGCCGUCCAGCACUUCCACACCUGGCUUCCCGAGCUUACCGGGCUCCUGAGCACCGAAGAGAUCCUGCACAUUGCCAUCGACUUCAUGGAAUCCUGCUCCGGGGUCAAGGGCAAGCUGGUGCUGUACAAGCUGGUGCUGAUCAUCAACUACUCCAAGCUCGACAUCUUCUCCCACCCAGAGCAGCGCUCUGCCCUGAGCGCCAACACCGUCCGCUGGAUCGCGCCACACUGGGGUCAUGUCGACGAGGUCACGGAUCUGUGGAAGGAGCAGGUGCGCCUCUGCUGCUCCGUCCUCGCCAGCCAGAUCGAUCACCUGGGACCAGAAAUCCCGGAUUACAUCCCAAAGAUCAUCCAGUCCUACCUCGUCAUCCAGGCCACCCCCAGGAAGCCCAAGGACCGCCUCUCGCUCCUCUUCCCCGCCACCUAUCCCUUCCCGACGAAGCCCAUCGCCGAAGAAACCGCGUUCGACGAGGCCCUCAUCGAGCUGUCGGCCGUCCUGUCGGCCCUCUCCAAUUCCCCAAGCGGCAUGCAGCUUGAGCUUGCCGAAGACGACCUGCACGUCAUUGUGGAGAACUGCCUGCGCGUGCACAUGAGCAUCCUCAAGGGCGAGGCCUUCCCUCCCGGUUGGCUCAGCGUGCACAUCUACCACCACAAGUCCACCAUGCGCACUCUGCAGUACCUAGCAGGCAUCCUGCUCGAAUCGUUCCUCCCGGACCCGGACGAGGCCGAGAACUUCAACACGGAGCUGUGGAAGCUGUUUUUCACCACCCUGCUGCAGCUCGUCGGCAGCCCGUCGCUCGCGCUCGAGACGUUCCCCGAGCAGAAGCGCCGCGCCGUGUGGAAGAUUGCCGGGGACGUGCGCGAGCACGGCGCGGAGCUGCUGCGUCGCACUUGGGAGGCCAUCGGCUGGGAGACGACGCCCGAGGAGCGCGCGCGGUACGGCCUGGCCAAGAUGGGCGGCUACCAGGUGCAGUACGUGCCGACGCUCGUCGGGCCGAUCGUCGAGCUGUGCCUGAGCGUGCACGAGGGCCUGCGCAGGAUGGCCGUCGAGGUGCUGCAGACCAUGAUCGUCAGCGAGUGGACGCUCAGCGAGGACCUGUCGGUCAUCCGGACCGAGAUGAUCGACUGUCUGGAUGCCUACUUCAAGGCGAAGCCCCUGACGGAGAGCAUCCUGCAGAAGUUGUUUGUCGGGGAGCUGCUGGGGCGGUUUGAGCCGCUGUCGAGGAGCAAGAACGACCCGCUCUACGCCGCGCUGCGGGAGCUGACGGAUACCGUGGAUGUCUUCUUGGAUCUGCUGGUCGCCGUGCAUAGCGGGGAUGGCUCGGGCGAGGCGUCGCAGAUCAUCCACCGGCUGCGGCUGAUGGAGUUCCUGCGGGAUAUGCAGAAGGAGGACAUCUUCAUCCGCUACGUCCACCAGCUCGCAAACCUCCAGGCCGAGGCCAGGAACCACGCCGAAGCGGGCCUGGCCCUGCGGCUCCACGCCGACCUGUACGACUGGGAUCCUCUCAGGACGACACCCGCUCUGCAGGACCCGGAAUUCCCCGCCCAGAGCCACUUUGAGCGCAAAGAGCGCAUCUACUUUGACAUGAUCAAGCACUUUGAAGACGGCGAGGCCUGGAGCAGCGCCCUCGCCGCUUACAAGGAGCUGCAGACGCAGUACGAAACCAACACGUUCGACUUCGCCAAGUUGGCCCGCACGGAGCGCGCCAUCGCCUCCAUCUACGAGACCAUUACCAAGGGCGACAAGCUGGUGCCCAAAUACUUCAAGGUCGUCUUCAAGGGCCUCGGCUUCCCCGCCAGCGUGCGCGACAAGGAGUUCGUCUUUGAGGGCUCCCCGGCCGAGCGCGCCGCCAGCUUCACGGAUCGCAUGCAGGAGAUGUACCCGUCCGCGCGCAUCGUCACGAGCGAGCACAUCGACGACGUCGAGGGCCAGUUCCUGGUCAUCUCGGCGCUCAGCCCGCACCGCGACCUGAACCACCAUGUCUACCAGCGCGCGCGCGUGCCCCAGGUCAUCCGGGACUAUCUUGUCUCGGCACACCCGCGGCGCUUCUCGGUCACCGUCAAGAGGGACACCACCGGGCCGCCGGCGGAGCAUUACGCUGAGAAGGUGGUGUACACCACGGCCGAGUCAUUCCCGACCAUCCUGCGUCGCAGCGAGAUCGUGUCGGUGGAGGAGGUGCGGCUGUCGGCAAAGGAGACGGGUCUCGAGAGGAUCGUGCGCAAGACGGCGGAGAUGUCUGCGCUCGAGAAGAAGGUGGCCGAGGGCGAGGGCGGCGAUGAGAACGCGCAGCUGCUGCUCGACGCCGUCAGCAUCAGCGUGAAUCCCAACUCGGAGAGCAGCGUGGUGGUCUAUCGCGAUCUAGUACCCGGCAUGUCGCGUACGGGUGAGCCGUCGCCAGCUGGGGAGCUCGAUGAAGAAGAUGCUGGAGCGCCUCAGCUGGGUCCCCAGGAGAAUGCCAUCAAGAUGGCACUCGUGGACCACGCGAUCAUGCUCAAGAGGUGCCUGGCGACGUUUUCGAAGAGCGGCAAUGAGCUCCUCACAAGACGCGUUGAGGAACUGCAACGCUUCUUCGAGUCAACGUACGCUCCAGAAAUCGCAAUCUUUACCCCCGCGCAGCCGCUCCGCAGUACCAUCAGCCCGUCGCCCACCUGGUCACGCUCACCGCAAUCGGCCCUCAGCAGCGGCGGCGGCGGCGGUGGCGGCCGCCCUCACCACGCCGCCACCAAGUCCACGUCCACCGUCCCGAACGGCGCCGUCACGGAGGAAGCAACCGUCGUCCAACCAGUCUCCCUUCGCCAGGGACGCGGACCCCGUCUCAGUUUCCUCGGUGGCCGCAAGAAGGAUCAACAGCCGUCCAAAGAAGUCAACGGCGACCACCAUCACCAACCAAUCCAAGAAGACCCCGAACCAGUAGCGACAAACGGGAGUAAUAACACCCCUUCCUCGGCAGCUAAGGAACCACCGAGACGCUCCCUGUUCCGCACCCUCCCGCAUAUCGCCACCACAGAUGCCGGGUCAGCAUCGGCCAGGGAAAGAGCCGGAUUACACCCGGUGCAGACAAACGGCACAGACCUAUCUUACCCGCAUAGUUCCACCGCGGUUGGAAGUGAAGUGAAGGGCGGGAGCUCGGAGACGAACAGUGCUGCCACCACUCCCGGCGGACUGCUGGGGGAGAAGGACGGGUAUGGCACAAAGGUCUACGAGACGCCAUAUGUUCAGACGCAGCAGCAGCAGCAGCAGCAUCAUCAUCAUCAUCAUGCAGGGGGGCAUACCUCCCUCAUGGGCCACGGGGUGGGCAGUGUCAGGAAGAGGUUGAGCAUGCUGAAGCUGGGGAAGAAGAGCAGUCGGGAGCGAAGCGGUGGGCUAGGCGGAGUUGAUGAGGAAUAAUUGGCGAGGGCGGAAUCUAUCUCCCGGUUGCUGAUCGGGAUGUCUAUGCAUUGAGUUCUUCUCUCUUUUGUGGGAUU